Messenger RNA from Durio zibethinus, 507 nucleotides. The record is from RefSeq and is a predicted model, not a curated record. NCBI's taxonomy places the organism in Eukaryota, Viridiplantae, Streptophyta, Magnoliopsida, Malvales, Malvaceae.
AUGGCCAUGCACGAGAUUGCAAAAUUCCAUUACUUCUGCAACACAUGGAUUUGGAAUAAUAAGCAAAGGCUUCUUCUAAAGGCGGUGUCUGAUUUAUCUUCGGAAAUAGAAAAGUAUAUAGCAUUAGAAUCUUCUUCUACAGUUGAUGAUCAAAUCAAGCAAGCAGAGUGCGAAUGCUGUGGACUCAAAGAGGAUUGCACCUCAGAUUACAUCACAAGAGUCAAGGGUUGCCAUUGUGGGAAAUGGGUCUGCGGUCUUUGCUCUGAGCCUGUAAAUGAGAGGUUGUAUCGAGCUCCAUAUACAGCCAUGCAAGAUGCAGUGAGCUUCCACAGGGAAUUUUGCCAGCAGUUCAACUGUACUACGAGACUCAACCCCAAACUCUCAUUGACUUGUGCAAUGAGGGAUAUAGCAAAAAGAAGCCACGAAAACCGAAGUUCCAGGAACUUGUCAGCACCAAAGAUUGCUAGAAGCAGUAGCUGUGUCCCAAAGAUAGAUUUUAAACACUAA